This is a messenger RNA of Amblyraja radiata (thorny skate), 2557 nucleotides long. Its product is annotated as ARF like GTPase 15. The transcript is spliced from 5 exons. Lineage: Eukaryota; Metazoa; Chordata; Chondrichthyes; Rajiformes; Rajidae. Gene Ontology annotation, molecular function: GTPase activity; GTP binding. The coding region runs from base 305 to 889 and encodes 194 amino acids. The record is from RefSeq and is a predicted model, not a curated record.
CACUUCCGGGCGUUGGUGAAAAACAGCAGGCUCACGCUGUCAUCUGCUGACCGCUUUACGUAACGAGGGAGUGUCUUUGGAAGGGGUAAUUUUAACAUUGCAUCCACUAAGGAAUAAAGUACAGUCGAGAAAAUAAGUGGCGCCUGUGCACAAGUGAGAGACCCACCAAGCUGCCCGGUGCACCUCCCGUCUCACUCAGGACAUGUGAGCAAAACUGUGCGUGCACCAUAAUUCACACAUCAAGCACACAAACAAAGGAAACAGAAACAGUCUUGACUUUGAAGACGGAGCCUCCAAUCACCACAUGGAUUUUCUGUGUUUUAGAACCUUGUGCUGCAAAGGGCCACCUUCACCACGAACAGAAUAUGAUGUCGUUUGUGUGGGUCUUACAGGAUCUGGCAAGUCAAGUUUGCUUACGCAACUCUGCAGUGAAAGCACAGACAGCAUCAUUCCUACAACGGGUUUUAGAAUCAAAGCUGUUCCAUUCCAGAAUGCAAUCCUCAACGUGAAAGAACUGGGAGGGGCAGACAAUAUUCGCAAAUACUGGAGUCGAUACUAUCAAGGAUCACAAGGGGUUGCAUUUGUUCUCGACAGCGCGUCAUCUGAAGAUGAUCUAGAAAUGGCGAGGAAUGAGUUGCAUUCUGCUCUUCAGCAUCCACAGCUAUGCACUUUGCCAUUUUUAAUAUUAGCCAACCAUCAAGACAAGCCAGCGGCUCGUUCUUUACAGGAGAUUAAGAAAUACUUUGAACUAGAACCACUUGCGAGAGGUCAUCGAUGGAUCCUUCAGCCUUGCUCUGUCGAAAACAUGGAUGCUGUGAAAGAAGGUUUCAAUCAGUUUAUUAACUUGCUUGAAGAGAUUGAUCACGAGAACACUCCAGGAAGAUUAUGAAGUAGGCAGCCGUUUGAAAAAUUGUAAUGAAACCUUUCUUACACACUGUACUGUAAACUUUAAUAAUGGAAUAACUUUAUUGUAUGUUCAUUUUCAAUGUUUUAUAUGAUCCACUUCAUGCAUAUCAUAUUAUGAAAUCAAUUUUUAAACAAAACAAAAAUAUCCUGAAUCACUGAAAUAUGAAAUUAAUUUAACAUGGAAUCUCCAAAAGUACAGGACAUUUUACUUUAUCCUAUUUUCUACAACUUCAAUUUUAAUGUAAUUGCAUGAUCUUUUGGUAUGUGAUCAUUUGUAGUACAGUAGUGAUUGGAAUUUCGAAAAUGGUCAGUGAUGACAGUUCUGAAGAACUAAAUUCUUUUAGGAUUGAUCUUCAUUGAAGGGUGAAGAUCAUAUCUUGCAUCUAAUUAUUUCUGUAUAUCGUUAGCAUACACACAAGAUGAAGUGGCUGAACUGUAAGAAUUGUGAAUGUGCAUUUGUAAUUAUUUUGGAAAGAAUGGAAUGUCUUGGUGUUUUAGAAUACGUCAUCUUUAUUGAUUACUACUUUAUUGAUUAACUACUAUCAGGUUUUUGAAAUGGUGUCAGACAGGUUCAGAAUAUCUGUGUAAAAGGGAGAAAUAAUUGUAAUUUGUAGAAACAUUUUUUUAACAUUGCUGUGUACAUUCUGCACUGCUUUUUAAAAAAAACAGAUUUUGAUAACAGCACUGUUUGACAAAUCCAUUGGCAGAUUAUCAUGCAAUUGUUUCAAUUGAAUUAACAAAUUUGGUCUUGCAUCCUUUGUCUUUGUUUACUCGGGAUCAAAAAUAUUUGUUCUGUGACAUUAGUAAUAUAAAAUUCAAUAUGUUAGGUAAAGUAAAAUUGUUGUCUUAAUUUCAAAAUUACUUAAUGUAUUAUAAUAUUCCCAGAAUUCAGUUUUGAAAGAUUUAAUUAUAUUGAAGAGACUGUGGUAGAUGUUGCUUGAGCCAUCUGUCAGAUGACCCUUUUUGUGUGUGUGUGUGUGUGUGUUUAAUGUAUGUGUGCACCAGCCUUGCACUUCUUCUCAAACCUGAGACUGUCUGCAACUCAUCAGUAAGUUGAAUGAAAACACAAUCAAUCAAUACUCACCAGCAGCUGUUCCUGACAAGCCUCUGUCUGACGCCUAAUGCCUUCCAACUGUCGGCAUCAUUCCCUCCCUGUCUACUACCUCCAUCCUCUGUCCAACCAUUCCCAUUCACAUUCUCUUUUUGCUUGCAGUUUAAGAAUUUCAGAUGGUGUUCUUAGAUUUUCUGCUGGAAUUUGUAUUUUCAUAUUUCUUGUCCAGUGUUUAUUUGUCACGUGUAUCUUGCUGAGCAUAUUGUAAAGCUGGUCAUUAAUCUGUGGUAUGUAUGUUCAUAUUUUGUAAUAGGCUUUCUGUAAUUCAUUAUAUUUAUAGAAACGUUGGUGUUUUUUUAUACACCAGUAUACACUGCAGCUGUUUUUAUAAUGAGUGAAAUCAUACAUAUUACUAAAACUUUUUACCUUUACUAUUAACAAUAUGUAUUGCUAGUUCAACUAGCACAUAAUGUAUCUUUGUACCAAAAAUACAGCAACUGUAUUUAGCCAGUAACUAAACAGUAUAGCCAAACAAAUGGGAGGUUAUUCUCUUAAUAUCCGCUGUUCAUCAAUAACAAUAAAGGUUACUGCUGAAUAGAA